Malus domestica (apple) is the source of this 1573-nucleotide messenger RNA. RefSeq names its product nuclear cap-binding protein subunit 1-like. Gene Ontology annotation, molecular function: protein binding; mRNA binding; RNA cap binding. The record is from RefSeq and is a predicted model, not a curated record. Lineage: Eukaryota; Viridiplantae; Streptophyta; Magnoliopsida; Rosales; Rosaceae. Gene Ontology annotation, biological process: nuclear-transcribed mRNA catabolic process, nonsense-mediated decay; mRNA export from nucleus. Gene Ontology annotation, cellular component: nuclear cap binding complex; nucleus.
UGACCCGACACGGCACAAGGCAAUCUGGGCCGGUCAGGUCAUCGAGGGGGAUUAAGAAUUAGUAGGGUUCAAGCCACGCAUAUAAGCCCGCCAGGUCUCUCUCUCGGCGAAGCUCCAGUUCGCUUCGCUUGUUCAGUUGGUAGCUAAAGCAGUCUGUCUCUCUAUCUGCGUUCAAUUUUGUUCUUUGUCUCUCAAGAAGUAAGAGAAGAAGAGAGAGAGAGAAUGAGCAGUUGGAAGAGUCUUCUUCUUCGAAUUGGCGAAAAGUCUUCCGACUAUGGCACCUCCGACGACGUCAAAGAACACAUUGAAACUUGCUAUGGCGUGCUUCGUCGAGAAUUGGAGCACUCUCCCGACGACGUUUCGCAAUUCCUUAUCCAGUGUGCUGAACAGUUGCCUCACAAGAGUCCUUUAUAUGGAACAGUGAUUGGCUUGUUAAAUUUGGAGAACGAGGAAUUUAUUAGGAAAGUAGUGGAGAACACUCAAACUAAUUUUCAGGAUGCUUUAGCUUCCGGAAAUUGUAACAAGAUUCGUAUUUUGAUGAGGUUCCUGACUGUUAUGAUGUGCAGUAAAGUUAUCCAUCCCAGUUCUCUUGUAGUUGUGUUCGAAACAUUGUUAUCAUCAGCUGCAACAACAGUUGAUGAGGAGAAAGGCAAUCCAUCCUGGCAAUCACGAGCUGACUUUUACAUAACAUGCAUUUUAUCUUGUCUCCCUUGGGGAGGAGCGGAACUCAUUGAGCAAGUCCCUGAGGAAAUUGAGAGAGUUAUGGUCGGUGUUGAAGCUUAUUUGAGCAUAAGAAAACAUUCUUCUGACACUGGGUUGUCCUUUUUUGAGGAUGAUGAUGAGAAUGCGAGAGAACCUAGCGAUAAGGAUUUCUUGGAAGAUUUGUGGGGCCGAAUACAAGUUUUAUCUAGCAAUGGAUGGAAACUUGAUAGUGUUCCUAGACCUCACCUAUCAUUUGAAGCACAGCUAGUUGCAGGAAAGUCUCACGAGUUUGGACCCAUCAGCUGUCCUGACCAACCUGCUAUGCCUUCAACAAUGUCUAAUAUAACUUAUGGUAAACAAAAGCAUGAUGCAGAGUUUAUCUAUCCACAAAGGAUACGAAGGCUGAAUAUAUUUCCUGAAAGCAAAACUGAGGAUGUGCAACCCAUGGAUCGCUUCAUCGUGGAAGAGUAUCUGCUAGAUGUGCUAUUUUACUUAAAUGGCUGUCGAAAAGAAUGCGCUUCAUAUAUGGCUGGCCUACCUGUGCCCUUUAGAUAUGAGUAUCUUAUGGCAGAGACAAUUUUCUCCCAGUUGCUUAUGCUACCACAACCCCCUUUCAGGCCAAUAUAUUACACACUAGUUAUUAUCGACCUCUGUAAGGCUCUUCCCGGAGCCUUUCCUGCAGUAGUUGCUGGUGCUGUACGAGCUCUUUUUGACAAAAUAGCUGAUUUAGAUAUGGAAUGUCAAACACGACUCAUCCUUUGGUUUUCACACCACUUGUAAGUUCCAGCAUAAGCAGUACCAUUUUUAAGUGAUGAAUAUUUCAAAUAUCCUUUCUAACUUGCCAUUUUGCAACCUUGCUACAUUACCUUGU